GAUAGGUCCGACUCGGAGGAUCCAGCCCCUUGAAACGGUAGGUACUCUGUUGGUCAUUAGCGUCGAAUGUAAAGAUAGACUCUAUGUCCGUGCGCGCACAUUUUCGUCAUAAUCUGUAGAGCAGAACCGCUACUCGUCCCUUGACUGUAGAUGCCCGUCUUCAGAUUCUCCCUUCCAGAAUCUAUUCUUUCAACGCAAAAUAUACUGUUCUUAGCAUCUAACUGGGAAAACAGCAAUCGAAUCGCAAGCGACCUUCGACCUCGAGCGUUUCUGCCUCCUUUCACCUCUUAUCUAGCAAUGUCGUCCGAUGCUGUCCCAUCCUUGGGGAUGACCUUCGGCGCGGUCUACAUUUCUACAACGAUAGCAGCCAUCUUAUUCGGAGUAACGAAUCUACAAACGGUCAUCUAUUACCAGAGAUACCCAGAUGAUGGGUGGAUAUACCGAUACUCAGUCGCAAUACUUUGGUUUCUCGACGCUCUUCAUGUUGCUUUCAGCACGCAUGCCUUAUACUACUACCUCGUCGACCUGUUUGGGAACUACCUUGGACUGUCUCAUAUUGUGUGGAGUUUCAAGCUUCAAAUAUUGAUCAGCAAAGCUAUAAUCAUCGGAGUCCAAGCUGUAUAUGUAGUUCGGCUCUGGAAGCUCGGCCGCCACUUCCAUCGAAUACUUCCGUGGUUCGUAAUUUUGAACGUAGCGGCAGCUUUGGGCACUGUAGUUUUUUCAGUUUAUGACGUGUACCAAUUAUCCGUUUUCUCGUCGACAUCGAGCAUUAGGGGAGCGAUAUACGCCGUAUUUUCGGUUACAGCAAUUUCCGAUUUCAUUAUCGCCUUUGCUAUGUGCUAUUACCUACACAAAUGCAGACAGGUUUCCCCUUUCUCCAGCACGUCUGCGAUGCUUCUCGGUUUAAUGCAACUCGUUGUGAUAUCUGGACUAGCGACAGGCCCUUGCGAAGUACUUAUUCUCCUCAUGUAUCUCAUCUGGCCAGAAUCUCUCAUCUUCCUUGCUCUCGAUUUCGUUCUACCAAAAUUCUAUAUCAACUCGCUACUUGCUAUGCAUGUUGAACUCACGGGGGGAACGUCAAACGUGCACAAAAAGUGAAUCUUCGGUAAUAACAGCGAUAAGAUUCAUGCCUAGUGAUUCUGGGGUUCAGACUGAGGACGUGACCGUCAGCAUUCCAAUUCAAGAUUCUCG
Molecule: messenger RNA, 1191 nt
Organism: Desarmillaria tabescens
Lineage: Eukaryota; Fungi; Basidiomycota; Agaricomycetes; Agaricales; Physalacriaceae
Exons: 21
Coding region: 151-1098 (315 amino acids)
Source: RefSeq, a predicted model, not a curated record